AAACCAAACAGAAUAUUAAAUUAUGCAUUUAAACCUCGAGAACAAAACAAGGCUUUUCACUUGUUCAUUUAUCUCUUGCAUUUUAUUACUGUCGUCUACAUAACGCUGUGGAUAAUUCCUAAAGGAUAUUUUAUAUUUUUGUUUGGUUUCUGAAUUAAGGAGAGCUUUCAUUACACAGAUAGACCCAUUGCCUAUGCAGGUGUAGCGGCUCUUUUCUGCACACUAGCAUAUAAAAAAUAGCGAUAUUUAGGUUCUAAAAACCCGCAGAUCUUCAAGUUGGCAGUGAGUAUAAAAAUAUUCUGUUCUGAAAAAUUCUGGCAGUGGCAGCUGAACACAGUAAAUCCAGUGGAUUCUCUACACUCCCUAGAUAGGUUUUCUGUGGAUAACAUUCUACAGCUACAGGAAUAAAUAAAUAAAAUCUUCAGCUUUUAAUUAAGGCGAUUUAAUUCAGACCUCUCCACUCGGCGUAGUCGCCAUGGGAAAUGUAUACUCCAAUGUUUACUCGGAUCUCUUUCUGUCACUAUUCUGUCUUGUUUUACGCUUACGACACCAGCAAAGCUUUCUGGCCCCUACAGCCAUUGUUUCCCACUUCGACGUUCUGCGUUCAACCUCUGCCCGCCCAAGAAACUCCCUAAAGUUCAACAGGAGGGGAACUCAGUGCACUUAGUUUAUUAAAGUCAUUGUUUUAACGCUACCUCUCCCCUAGUUGCUCAGGCUUCUCUAAGGUAUACAGUGCCCCGCUGGCGGUUCCUUAUGGUACAGUGCAGCUUCUCAAAAGAUCAUCGGAUGGAGAAAUUUAGCUCUUUUUGAAACAUUUAAGUAACUGAGCAAUUAGUUCUGAAUGGGAUGGGGGGAGGGAAGACUAGAGAGCUUAAAUAAGGAGGGCAGGGGGGAGAGACACAACACAGCUAGCCCAAAAACAACAGGGAUGUGUAUGCAUGGGAAGGAAACUUAAAAGGUUUGUAUUUAAAGUGUGCUUGCAAGGUCUUCGGCACAAUAUGUGCUGCUCUCCUUAAAGGGGCACCGAGUGCCAAUAACCAUUAGUCAUCCAGUAGGGACCUUUCAUUACAGAUUUAUCUUUAGGGGGAGUUCCCCGAAGGGAAUACAGCUACGGAUUUCAAACUCGGUCCAGUUCCAGUUACACAGUGCGUACCUGCUUCAAUAGAAGGGAGAGAUACUUACCAGAGUUUCAGGAGUGCGCGGAUAGCACCAAGGUCUCUGCAGUGCUCCUUUCCUCUGCGGAAUACUAUCUUGCAUCCGAGGCAGUUCCCAGUCUAUAUUUGAUAUUAACAACCUCAAAUACGAGGCUCUCCCAUAGACAUUUUUUUUCCAGGGUUUUCAAGCAAAUUUCUCGGUGCCACAAUGUUAUGAUGGAAGGAUGCUGAAAUGACAGGCCUCGUAGACGCUUGUCUUAAUCAUCGGCUUCUUAAUUUAGUUUUAGUGCUGUGGUUUUGUGUGUGCGCGCGUGUGUGCCUGCGCUUGUGUGCGCGCAAGAGAAGCCUCUGACAACCUGCAGCUUCCUAAUGACUGACGAGGCAGGGCUGCUGCAGCAAAGUAACACUUCCCUGGUGUGAAGACCUCUUACUGGGAAGUUUAGUUCACUACUGUUCUCGCAAUCCUAAUCGUAUAACUUGUAACUAAAACCCAAGGAAGAAGGAUAUAGCAUGCUAAAUAGACUAACUUCUAAUCACUAGAAGCUGUUGCGGAUUAACUGGAAACUGGCUAGAGGCGGACACCUAAACUUAAAUCUACAAAUUCAGAGAGAAGUCUGGACCAUUGAAUGCUUCUUCCUCUCCCUGUUUGCCUCCAUUCAUCCAUCCACCUUCAGUCCCAUUCACCCCUCUUCAAAAUGUUUGACUACCUCUUUCUCUUUGUUAGCGCACUGCUCCGUCCCCAUUCGCCAUGCCUUAGCAGCAGGGUAUCAGUAUCUGCUGAGCAGUCCUUACCUUAAUUGCCCAGGUAACCUGGAAUAAAUAAGGCAAGCUUAUAGCCAAGGGGGAAUAGAAUUAUAUAAGCGUACAUGGAGGCAUUUACUGUACUGAAUGUGAUAUUACUGAUUGUUAAACCAAAGUGUCCGGACUCGUUUCAUGGAAGCAUGAUGCCAUCGAAGCGUGGUUACUAAAUACCCUUUCUUCAUGGCUGAAAAAAAUCUCAUUCAUUUCUUAAGCUGUCAGUACAUUUUAGCAGCUUAACCGCCUUGAAAGAGCCCGAGAGUACAGAGCCACUAUACCCGUGUGAAGGGGAUUGAAGGCUGAAGCUGGGGCGGGGGGUGGUGCAAGGGAAGUACGCUAUAUGCAUUAAGUGUACGUUGGAAAGUGUCUUUUCUUCCUUUGGCCUUUAAUUUAAAAACGAAAUAAAAAUUAAAAUAAUUUUUUUAAAAAGGUAGGGGGGAGGGCGGGGACGGAAAAGUAUGUGGUUGAAACACUAUCCCUAGGAGUUAUACCCAAGAGCUGCACGGAGAUCGCUGUUGAAUGGCACUUCAGCCAGGAUGUUUCAGCUCAGCUAUUCAGCCCCAUCCUGACCCCGGAGCUGGAUACUCUGAGUCCAUCCCCGCCGCUGGGUUCGGUGGAUCCGCAGCGCCGACGAACGUGCAGCGCUUGAGACUGCGGUCCAACUGCGCUGCCGCCGCCGCCGCCGCCGCCGCCGCUGCCGGUGGUGCCGCCGCUGCCUCGGCCACCGCCACCGCUUCGGCCGCCGCCUCCGCCGCCGCCCCGCGCGCAGCUCCCUCAGCCGCCGCAACUUUCCCCCUCAGACUAGUGUGUGAUGUUGGACAUGGGAGAUAGGAAGGAAGUGAAAAUGCUGCCGAAAUCCUCCUUUAGCAUAAACAGCCUGGUGCCCGAAGCCGUCCAGAGCGACAACAACCACAGCAGCCACAGCCACCACAACAGCCACCACCCCCAUCACCACCACCAUCACCACCACCACCACCACCACCCGCCGCCGCAGCAGCCCCAGCGAGCGGCCGCAGCCGAGGAGGAGGACGAGGAGAAGGGGCAGCACCUCCUGCCGCCCCCCACCGCCGCCGCCUCCGGCGCCCUGGAGGUGGCCAAGGCGGACAUGCUGGCGGGCAAAGGCGAAGCGGGCGCGGCGGCGGCGGCGGCGGCGGAGCUGGAGGAGAAGGAGAAAGCGGCCGAGGAGAAGAAGGGGGCGGCGGAGGGGGCCAAGGACGGGGAGAGCGGGAAGGAGGGGGAGAAGAAGAACGGCAAGUACGAGAAGCCGCCGUUCAGCUACAACGCGCUCAUCAUGAUGGCCAUCCGGCAGAGCCCCGAGAAGCGCCUCACGCUCAAUGGCAUCUACGAGUUCAUCAUGAAGAACUUCCCCUACUACCGGGAGAACAAGCAGGGCUGGCAGAACUCCAUUCGGCACAACCUCUCGCUCAAUAAGUGUUUCGUCAAGGUGCCCCGCCACUACGACGACCCGGGCAAAGGGAACUACUGGAUGCUGGACCCCUCCAGCGACGACGUCUUCAUCGGGGGCACCACCGGCAAGCUCCGCCGGCGCUCCACCACCUCUCGGGCCAAGCUGGCCUUCAAGCGGGGCGCCCGGCUCACCUCUACCGGACUGACAUUCAUGGAUAGGGCAGGAUCCUUGUACUGGCCUAUGUCCCCCUUCCUCUCCCUGCACCACCCCCGGGCCAGCAGCACUUUGAGUUACAAUGGGACCACGUCCGCCUACCCCAGCCACCCCAUGCCCUACAGCUCAGUGUUGACUCAAAACUCCUUGGGAAACAACCACUCCUUUUCCACGUCUAAUGGGUUAAGUGUUGAUAGACUAGUCAAUGGAGAGAUACCUUAUGCCACUCAUCACCUCACAGCAGCAGCUCUGGCAGCCUCAGUGCCGUGUGGCUUGUCAGUUCCCUGCUCCGGCACCUAUUCCCUAAAUCCCUGCUCUGUAAAUCUCCUAGCAGGACAGACGAGUUACUUUUUCCCCCAUGUUCCUCACCCUUCAAUGACUUCUCAAAGCAGCACUUCAAUGACGGCCAGGGCAGCCUCCUCCUCCACGUCGCCACAGGCGCCCUCCACUCUCCCCUGUGAGUCCUUAAGACCUUCUUUGCCAAGUUUUACAACGGGACUUUCCGGAGGACUUUCUGAUUAUUUCACACAUCAAAAUCAGGGGUCUUCUUCAAACCCUUUAAUACAUUAACAUCCAUGGGAUCAGACUGUAAGUGAACAUUUUACACACAUUUGCAUUGUAAAUGAUAAUUAAAAGGAAAAAAAAAGCAAAACAAAAAAGUCCAGGUAUUUUUUAUUAAGUCCCCCAUUUUCUGUACGUUUGUUCAGUCUUUAGGGUUGUUUAUUAUUCCACCAAGGUGAGGAGUGUCAGCAAGGUGCAAUGUGGGGAGAUUGCAUUGUAGACUAUGAAGUUUGGAAGACAAAAUUAUAGUAGAAUGUGUAUCUAAAUAGUGACUGCUUUUGCAAUUUUUUACUCAAAUAUGAUGAGUCUAUCACUAAAAGCCGCCCGAUUCUCCAUGUUUGCAGUAUUAUAAGUUAUCAUGGACAUGUCGGUGGGUGCAGACCUUGAAAGAAAAAAAAAAAAAAGAAAACCAAACCAAACCACUAAAUUUGUGAAAACUAUAAAAAACCUUAAAACAUAAUUUGUAUUUAAGCAGAAUUAAUAAUGAAAAAUGCCCAAGAUCUACUUUUGGCCAUUUAUUAUUUUAUUAUUUUCUUUACCGAAUUGCUUUUUUUUUUUUUUUUUUGUUCAUUUGUUUGUUUGUUUACUUUUAGACCAAAGAUUGGGUUUUAGAAAAUGCACUCAGUGUACGAAGUAAUUUAAAAAACACAGCAAGAUUAUUUCAGUUUUCAGCACUGCCCGUUCAAAUUAAUCAGAAGGGGACAAAAUUAAUGAUUGCCUUCAGUUUGUGUUGUGUAUAUUUUGAUGUAUGUGGUCACUAACAGGUCACCUUUAUUUUUUUUCUAAAUGUAGUGAAAUGUUAAUACCUAUUGUACUUAUAGGUAAACCUUGCAAAUAUGUAACCUGUGUUGCGCAAAAGCCGCAUAAAUUUGAGUGAUUGUUAAUGUCGUCUUAAAAUUUCUUGAUUGUGAUACUGUGGUCAUAUGCCCGUGUUUGUCACUUACAAAAGUGUUUACUAUGAACACACAGAAAUAAAAAAAUAGGCUAAAUUCA
Passer montanus (Eurasian tree sparrow) is the source of this 5127-nucleotide messenger RNA. It is a transcript of the gene FOXG1, whose product is annotated as forkhead box G1. Gene Ontology annotation, molecular function: sequence-specific double-stranded DNA binding; DNA-binding transcription factor activity. The record is from RefSeq and is a predicted model, not a curated record. Gene Ontology annotation, biological process: regulation of transcription by RNA polymerase II. Bases 2764 to 4143 code for a protein of 459 amino acids. NCBI's taxonomy places the organism in Eukaryota, Metazoa, Chordata, Aves, Passeriformes, Passeridae. The transcript is spliced from 2 exons. Gene Ontology annotation, cellular component: nucleus.